AUCGGCUGAAUAUAUUUCCUGUUCUAUACAAGCUACGUGAGUAGAGUUCGUUUUCCUGUAUUCAUAAAUCAGUCGAUUCUACUACCUGUGGGUAAUUGUUAGCUGGAUUUUUUUCGGUGUAAAAGAUUCACAUAUCAUUUUGGAAAUAUGCCUCCAAAAUUUGGCGGUGGGGAGAAGUGUGAUAUAUGCAGUAAGACUGUAUACGCUGCAGAGAGGAUCGAGGCUGGGAAGAGGCCAUUCCACAAGUUCUGCUUCAAGUGCAGCGAAUGCAAGAUGCAACUCAAGUUAGAAAAUUACGCCCAAGCCGACGGUAUUCUAUACUGCAAGAAGCAUUACGCAUCCUGUGUCGUCGCCAAAAACACGCAGGACCCCGCCGCGGCCAUGUAGCUCGGCCACUGGUGCUCUAGUCCUCCAACAUGUGAACUUUUGCAAUAGGGACUUUGGUCGCACUGUGAUCGGUACUGAAAACACUGAACCAAGGUGCUAACUAAUUGGAGAGUUGUGUUUCUUUGAUGAAUAUUAUGCAUAGUGUGUUAUGUAACAAGCUUGUAGCGUUCCAUUUCUGUGUAUUAGAAUGCACUUAUGUAUAAUAGAGUUUGCAUUCUGUUUGUUUGCUCUCUUUUAAGGGACUAGACACCAGAUGAUACCAUUGCAAGAAAAAAAAAGAAAAUUGUCAAAAGCUUACAUGAAUUUGAUAUCGUUGUGUGCAAUGCAUUGAAUCUUACUUACUGAUGUAUCACAUCGCGUUCGACACAUGUGUGUUUCGCAGUUUUUGUCUACCACGUAAAUACCAGAAAAUUUAAUAAUAGAAUCGGUAUAUGUAUCUGUACUAAUCACGUGACUAUCGCAUGCUAAAUAUACAGUACACACUUUAAACAGGGAAACAAGUAUGUGCUUGUUUUAAACGUGUAAACUCAGCUAAGACAGCGACAAAAUAUUAUUUAAAUCAUCAUGUAAAAUGAUGUAUUAUCGGCCUCAUACUUAUUCGUAAUGAAAUUCUAGUUUUAUUUUGAGGUUAUACUGUGUUUACCGAUUUUGGGAUCAUCUGGUGUUCAGUCCCUUUAAUUGAUUUAAAUUGCAUAAUAUUUGAAGUUUUCUGUUCAUAAUAUGUUCACAAACUGAUACCUAUACAUAAAAAUAGAUUUAAAUGAAUCAUGAAGGUAACAAUGAGAGCUGUUUUAAAAUUGCCUCAAGCAAUAAAGUAUUUUUCUAAUUUGAAACAUAAAAAUCCGUACAAUUAUGCUAAAUGCACUAUUUUAACGACAUGCUAUUAUAAUUACUAUAAGAUUUUGUGAUAUACUUGGUGAGAAAGAAUAUUUUAUUUUGUCACCAAAGUACAUAAAUUUGUGUCAUAUCAUUUAAAAGAUUUUAUCACAUCGUCAUACAUUAUUUAUGUGAAAUAAACAUAAAAGCUA
Mya arenaria is the source of this 1415-nucleotide messenger RNA. RefSeq lists its product as uncharacterized. Gene Ontology annotation, cellular component: actin cytoskeleton; plasma membrane. Gene Ontology annotation, biological process: actin filament bundle assembly. Bases 148 to 387 code for a protein of 79 amino acids. The transcript has 3 exons. Lineage: Eukaryota; Metazoa; Mollusca; Bivalvia; Myida; Myidae. The record is from RefSeq and is a predicted model, not a curated record. Gene Ontology annotation, molecular function: actin filament binding.